Messenger RNA from Dinoponera quadriceps, 1314 nucleotides. RefSeq names its product lipase 3. The coding region runs from base 1 to 1314 and encodes 437 amino acids. Gene Ontology annotation, biological process: lipid metabolic process. The transcript is spliced from 8 exons. NCBI's taxonomy places the organism in Eukaryota, Metazoa, Arthropoda, Insecta, Hymenoptera, Formicidae. Gene Ontology annotation, molecular function: hydrolase activity, acting on ester bonds. The record is from RefSeq and is a predicted model, not a curated record.
AUGACGAGGAUAAAUAUGAAAUUUGCGAUUAUGCUUAUUAUAAUGUUGUCGAAUAACGUAGAGUUAUUUGAGACCCAAUUGUUUUCGCAAGCAUUAGUCAACCUUUGGUUCCCUAAGGAACCUAAUAUAGUGAGAGUAAGGACCUUGGACGAAGUUGCAAUAGGGAAAAGCGUGAGAAUAUUGGAUUUCAUUGGUUUGGUAACAAGACAUGGUUAUCCCGCCGAGGAACAUAUUAUUACAACCAAGGACGGUUACAACUUGAAGUUACAUAGAAUACCCGACAGUCCACUGUCUAUUAACAAAGACAACAAGAAACCAAUAUUCCUUCAGCACGGCGUUUUAGGCUCAUCCGACUUGUGGGUGCUAUUUGGCCCUGGCAAAGACCUUGCAUUUCUUUUGGCUGAUCAAGGAUACGAUGUGUGGCUCGGAAAUGUCAGAGGAAAUACAUAUUGUAGAUCACACGUAAAAAUGUCUCCUCAAAAUGCUGAUUUCUGGCAAUAUAGUUAUCACGAGAUAGGAACAAUAGACUUACCAAAUAUGAUCGAUUACGUACUUGAUUACACUGGGAAGAAAUUUCUGCACUAUAUUGGCCAUUCGAUGGGAACUACUUUGUUAUUCGUCCUCCUAUCUACGAGACCCGAUUACAACGCAAAAAUAAGACUGGGAAUAUGCUUCGCUCCAGUUGCCCUUUUUAACGAACUAUCUCCUCUAUUUCAACAAGCUAUUAAUAACUACCAAAAUAUAAUGAAAUUUUUUAAUGAUAACGAAGUGAACGAAUUAUUUCCUUUAUCAUCGACAAAUAUUGCUUCGAACAAGAUAUUAUGCGCAGAUAACACAAAAACUCAGCCUUUUUGUAUCGCAGUACUAUUCUUAUUCGCAGGAUCCGAUCCUAUACAAAUGAAUACCACAGCACUACCAGGAAUAUUUGGUCAUUAUCCAGCCGGCAUUUCUGUAUUAACGUUAUAUCAUUAUAUUCAAAAUAUUCUUACACACGACUUUCGACAUUAUGAUUAUGGAUAUUUCAUUCAUAACGAUAUAGUAUCCGAAAGAUAUGAACUUGAAAAAAUUACUGCACCAUUGGCUUUAAUUUAUGGCGCCGGUGACGUUAUUGCCUCAAGAUCGGUAAAAACAUUUAAUGUCCUCGAGCUGCACAAGCGAUUAUCCAACGUUAUCUUGUUUGAGGAAGUUCCAUAUAAACGCUUUAACCAUUUGGAUUUCUUCACAGGCAUUGACGCGAAAAGUCUUUUAUUCGAUCAUGUGAUAGAGAUAAUAGAGAAAUUUGAAGCUAAGCAACUAAACCGGAGUCUAUUUUGA